Messenger RNA from Nematolebias whitei (Rio pearlfish), 541 nucleotides. RefSeq names its product syndetin. The record is from RefSeq and is a predicted model, not a curated record. Bases 90 to 356 code for a protein of 88 amino acids. Gene Ontology annotation, cellular component: EARP complex. The transcript has 3 exons. Gene Ontology annotation, biological process: retrograde transport, endosome to Golgi; endocytic recycling. Gene Ontology annotation, molecular function: SNARE binding. Lineage: Eukaryota; Metazoa; Chordata; Actinopteri; Cyprinodontiformes; Rivulidae.
UCUGGGAGCACUGCAUCCGCUUGGCCAACAGGACUCUUGUUGAGGGCUACGCUAACGUGAAGAAAUGUAGCAACGAGGGCCGGGCCUUGAUGCAACUGGAUUUUCAGCAGUUCCUGAUGAAGCUGGAGAAACUGACAGACCUGCGGCCGAUCCCUGACAAGGAGUUUGUCGAAACCUACAUCAAGGCUUACUACCUGACUGAGAACGACAUGGAGCAGUUUAUCAAGAACCACAGAGAGUACUCCAUGAAGCAGCUGGCCAACUUGGUGAACGUUUGUCUGGGCUCACAUAUAAACAAGAAGGCUCGUCAGAAACUUCUAGCAGCCAUCGAUGACAUUGACAGACCCAAAAGAUAGACUUAUUUACCUACUUGUGCUAACUAACCCACAAAGAUGGACGUCUUGAGAGUAACCAUGUAGGCUGCACACGAGGUGGAGCUCCCCAUUGAUUGAUCUCAUUUUAAAGGAUAAAUGAUUGGUCCAGCAGGCUGUAUGUACAGUGGUAGAGCCACAUUGGAAAAAAAUAAAUAUACAAUGCUGAA